This is a messenger RNA of Telopea speciosissima, 3283 nucleotides long. RefSeq names its product probable receptor-like protein kinase At1g30570. Gene Ontology annotation, biological process: protein autophosphorylation. The record is from RefSeq and is a predicted model, not a curated record. Gene Ontology annotation, cellular component: plasma membrane; plasmodesma. Gene Ontology annotation, molecular function: transmembrane receptor protein tyrosine kinase activity; ATP binding. The transcript is spliced from 2 exons. Lineage: Eukaryota; Viridiplantae; Streptophyta; Magnoliopsida; Proteales; Proteaceae. The coding region runs from base 399 to 3035 and encodes 878 amino acids.
UAUUCCCAGAAGCUGCAUAUUCUGAGAUUUACUCUCUGGUUCUUCUAUUUUACUGGUUGAGAAGGCAGGAAAUUACAAAUGGGUUACUCUGAUCUGGGAGAGCUUUAAGCUAUGAUGGUGGUCUCGCUGAAAAGGGUUAUUGAAGGAGAUAAGUUGCUUUAACUGAGACUUGAGGUUCUUUCAUCCAAGUUAUUUGUUCUUUAAGUUGAUGAUUAGAAAAUGAAUGAUAGAUGUGCUGCAAAUAUAUAGGAUAUUAUACUCAUCUAUUCCUGGAAAGAGUAAAAAUGGAGUGAUUUGUGAGUUGGGUUUGCCUUGAGCUUUUCCAUCGUCUUCCACUUAAAGUUGGAAGUUCCCCUUUUUUUUAGGAUCGUCUGAGAAUAAUCGAGAAGGUCGGUCGAAUGGGGGUUUUGGUUCUUAUUUGUCUGCUUUCCGUUUUUGCUUCUGCGAAAAACGUAGAAGCUGAGACAAAGUCAUUUCUGAUAGACUGCGGCACGAAUUCCAGUGUAAAUGUCGACGGAAGGAAAUGGGUUGGCGAUUUGGCCCCUGAUAACAACCUUACUCUCAGUUCUCCAGGUAUUGUUGCUUCCAAUGUCACAUUUAAUGGAGAUUCAACCUAUGGGACUCUCUAUAAAACUGCAAGGCUUUUCACAGAGUCUGCUAAUUACACAUUUAAGGUGGAUCCUGGGAACUAUUAUCUUAGGCUCCAUUUCUCUCCUUUCUCUUUUGAAAGUCAAAAUGUGAAUGAAUCUAAGUUUGAUGUUAUGGCCAACAAUCUGAAACUAGUUUCAGAGUUCAGUGUCCCUGGGGAAAUAUCCUGGAAGAUUUCCUACAUGCAGAGCUUGGGGAGUAACUCGAGUGAAUCCUCUUUGGUGAAAGAAUACUUCCUUGGUGUUGAUUCGGGACAGCUUGUGGUCAAGUUCAUGCCGACUGGAGGAUCUUUUGCAUUCGUUAAUGCAAUUGAAGUUAUACCAGUUACCAGUCAACUUUUUGUGGAUUCUGUAAGUAAGGUGGGAGGAAAUGGUGUCACCAGUGAUUUAAAUUUGGGGGUAAGAGGGAUUGAGACCAUGUAUAGAUUGAAUGUUGGGGGCUCUGAGAUUGAACCCACGCAGGAUCAAGAUCUUUGGAGAAAGUGGGAACCAGAUACUAGCUAUAUGUUUGCCUCAGAUGCUGGAUCUUCAAUCAAGAACAAAUCUAAUAUUACUUACUCAUCAAUGAAUGAUUCUUCAGUUGCACCUCUUAUUGUGUACGAGACGGCAAGAGCUAUGAUCAACAAUGAAGUCUUGGAAAAGAGAUUCAACAUGUCAUGGAAAUUCAAUGUGGAUCCCAACUUCGAUUAUAUAGUCCGGUUACAUUUCUGUGAGCUUGUCUAUGACAAAGCAAACCAACGAACCUUCAGGAUAUUCAUUAAUAACCGGACUGCAGCAGAGAAUUUUGAUGUGUUUGUACGAGCAGGGGGAAUGAACAAGGCAUAUCAUAAGGAUUACUUCGAUGUGGUGUCUCCACUGAUUGACACUCUUUGGAUUCAACUUGGACCAGAGACCAUGUAUGGUGCUGCAGGGACUGAUGCACUUUUGAAUGGGUUGGAGAUCUUCAAGCUCAGUCGAAGUGGGAAUCUUGCCCCUGUAUCAGAGAGAUUUGGUUCUGGUGGGGAUGAUGUUUCGGCCAAAACUUUAAAAAAUCACAUUCUUUGGAUAGGAAUUGCAGCAGGUAUAGCUUCUAUCUUCAUUCUUGCAGCUUUAUUCACUCUAUUCUUCUGUUUACGCAAGCGGAGGAAGAAUGCAUGUCCUACAAAAGAAAACCCCACUGGUUGGCGCCCAUUGUUCCUUCAUGAAACCAUUGGAAACAGCGGCACUGGUGCCAGGGGAUCUAAAUUUCCGGGAGGAUAUCUGAAUCUAAAUGGCUCUACAGCUUCAGUUAGAGUUGGCAAACGGUUCACAAUAGCAGAGAUCCGAGCUGCAACAAAGAAUUUUGAUGAGUCAUUAGUGAUUGGAGUUGGUGGCUUUGGCAAAGUUUACAAGGGUGAAAUCGAAGAUGGCACUCUGGCAGCAAUCAAGCGUGCCCAUCCACAGUCGGAGCAAGGGCUGGCAGAAUUUGAGACGGAGAUUGAGAUGCUAUCGAAGCUCAGGCAUAGACAUCUGGUUUCCAUGAUUGGGUUCUGUGAGGAAAAUAAUGAGAUGAUUUUGGUGUAUGAGUAUAUGGCAAAUGGGACUCUAAGGAAUCAUCUCUUUGGGAGUGAUCUCCCACCAUUGACAUGGAAGCAGCGAUUAGAGAUAUGCAUAGGUGCUGCACGCGGGCUCCACUACCUCCACACAGGGGCGGAGAGGGGUAUAAUCCAUAGAGAUGUUAAGACAACUAACAUACUAUUGGAUGAGACCUUUGUAGCUAAGAUGGCUGAUUUUGGGUUGUCAAAAACAGGUCCUGCAUUGGAUCAUACCCAUGUUAGUACUGCUGUAAAGGGAAGCUUUGGAUAUCUUGAUCCCGAAUACUUCCGAAGGCAGAAAUUGACUGAAAAGUCUGACGUCUACUCUUUUGGUGUAGUACUGUUUGAAGUAGUUUGUGCACGACCAGUUAUAAAUCCAAGUUUACCAAAAGAUCAGAUUAAUCUUGCAGAAUGGGCACUCCAAUGGCAAAAGCAGAGAUCACUUGAAGCCAUCACAGAUUGUUAUCUUUCAGGGAAUUACUGUUCAGAAUCAUUGAAGAAAUUUGGGGAGAUUGCAGAGAAAUGCCUUGCUGAUGAGGGUAAGAACCGGCCCACAAUGGGGGAAGUGUUGUGGCAUUUGGAGUAUGUCUUGCAGCUGCAUGAAGCUUGGUUACGAAGCAAUGGUGGGGAAGAAUCCAGCAGUUUGGUUGCUGAGAAUGUGGAAGUAGGAGACAUAGAAGUGUCUCAGAAACCACCAGUCAGUCAAGAUGAAGAACACUAUAUUGAAGUGAGGACUCAGGAUGAUGGCGUACCAUUGACAAGGAAAACCAGCGGAUUGGGUGGUACAGUUGGGUUUGAUGAGUUCUCUCAGCUGGUUAACCCUCAAGGCAGGUGAGAAUCAGAUGCAAGUUUUAAUCACUGGAUUUAGAGGUUACAUUCUUUAAAAUUCCUUCUACUCAAGCCCAAUGAAGUUUUUGAAGUUUCUUACUUAUACAAAUUAUGCAAUUGAGAAAGAUAAAUGCGAAGAAGCUCCUGAUAAUGUCUAAUAGAGUUAAUUCAGGGUUUUAUGUUUGGUUUGUAAUUCUAUUUGUUUUGGGUCCUUAUUCCUGCUCAAGGGCUUGCUAAUAAAUCUAUGUUGUAUUA